Messenger RNA from Perognathus longimembris pacificus (Pacific pocket mouse), 2700 nucleotides. RefSeq names its product splicing factor 3a subunit 1 (gene Sf3a1). Gene Ontology annotation, molecular function: protein binding; RNA binding. Lineage: Eukaryota; Metazoa; Chordata; Mammalia; Rodentia; Heteromyidae. The coding region runs from base 103 to 2484 and encodes 793 amino acids. The record is from RefSeq and is a predicted model, not a curated record. Gene Ontology annotation, biological process: mRNA cis splicing, via spliceosome; regulation of alternative mRNA splicing, via spliceosome. Gene Ontology annotation, cellular component: catalytic step 2 spliceosome; U2 snRNP; U2-type prespliceosome. The transcript has 16 exons.
CUUGCGAGUAGGUCUUACGGUCCGUGCGGGGGAGUUUUCUUGUCUUCACACUGUACUGGUCUUCGACCACGAGGCGGACUGGCUGCCCUGAGUGUCGCAAUCAUGCCUGCUGGACCCGUGCAGGCGGUGCCUCCGCCGCCGCCGGUGGCUGCGGAACCCAAACAGCCAAAUGAAGAAGAAGCAUCUUCAAAGGAGGAUUCCACUCCUUCCAAGCCAGUGGUGGGGAUUAUUUACCCUCCCCCAGAAGUCAGAAAUAUCGUCGACAAGACUGCCAGCUUUGUGGCCAGAAAUGGGCCCGAAUUUGAAGCUAGAAUAAGACAGAAUGAGAUCAACAACCCUAAGUUCAACUUCCUGAACCCCAAUGACCCUUACCAUGCCUACUAUCGCCAUAAGGUCAGCGAGUUCAAGGAGGGGAAGGCUCAGGAACCCUCAGCGGCCAUCCCCAAGGUCAUGCAGCAGCAGCAGCAAACUACCCAACAGCAGCUGCCCCAGAAGGUCCAAGCCCAGGUGAUCCAAGAGACAAUUGUGCCCAAAGAGCCCCCUCCUGAGUUUGAGUUCAUCGCUGACCCUCCUUCCAUCUCAGCCUUUGAUCUUGAUGUUGUGAAGUUGACGGCUCAGUUUGUGGCCAGGAAUGGGCGCCAGUUUCUGACCCAACUGAUGCAGAAGGAGCAGCGCAACUACCAGUUUGACUUUCUCCGCCCACAGCACAGUCUCUUCAACUACUUCACGAAGCUGGUGGAACAGUAUACGAAGAUCUUGAUUCCACCCAAAGGCUUGUUUGGAAAGCUCAAGAAAGAGGCUGAAAAUCCCCGAGAAGUUUUGGAUCAGGUGUGUUACCGAGUGGAGUGGGCCAAGUUUCAGGAGCGUGAGAGGAAGAAGGAAGAGGAGGAGAAGGAGAAGGAGCGGGUGGCCUAUGCUCAGAUUGACUGGCAUGAUUUUGUGGUGGUAGAGACAGUGGACUUCCAGCCCAAUGAACAAGGGAACUUCCCACCCCCAACCACCCCGGAGGAGCUGGGGGCCCGCAUCCUCAUUCAGGAACGCUAUGAGAAGUUUGGAGAGAGUGAGGAAGUGGAGAUGGAGGUUGAGUCUGAUGAGGAAGAUGAGAAACAGGAGAAGACCGAGGAACCUCCUUCGCAACUGGAUCAGGACACUCAAGUACAGGACAUGGAUGAGGGUUCAGAUGAUGAGGAAGAAGGGCAAAAGGUGCCUCCACCCCCAGAGACGCCAAUGCCUCCACCUCUGCCCCCGACUCCAGACCAAGUCAUUGUACGGAAGGACUACGAUCCGAAAGCUUCCAAGCCUCUUCCUCCAGCCCCUGCGCCAGAUGAGUAUCUUGUGUCCCCCAUCACUGGAGAGAAGAUCCCUGCCAGCAAGAUGCAGGAACACAUGCGCAUUGGGCUUCUUGACCCUCGCUGGUUGGAGCAGCGGGAUCGCUCCAUCCGCGAGAAACAGAGUGAUGAUGAGGUGUACGCACCAGGUCUGGAUAUUGAGAGUAGCUUAAAGCAGUUGGCUGAGCGGCGUACUGACAUCUUUGGUGUGGAGGAAACGGCCAUUGGUAAGAAGAUUGGUGAGGAGGAGAUCCAGAAGCCAGAGGAAAAGGUGACCUGGGAUGGUCACUCAGGCAGCAUGGCCCGGACCCAGCAGGCUGCCCAGGCCAACAUCACCUUGCAGGAGCAGAUUGAGGCCAUCCACAAAGCUAAGGGCUUGGUGCCAGAAGAUGACACCAAAGAGAAGAUUGGCCCCAGCAAGCCAAAUGAAAUCCCACAGCAGCCACCACCUCCAUCUUCAGCCACCAACAUCCCCAGUUCAGCACCACCUAUCACCUCGGUGCCCCGGCCACCUGCAAUGCCGCCUCCUGUCCGUACUACGGUUGUGUCUGCAGUACCUGUCAUGCCCCGGCCACCGAUGGCGUCUGUGGUCCGACUGCCCCCAGGCUCAGUGAUUGCCCCCAUGCCACCCAUCAUCCAUGCGCCCAGGAUCAACGUGGUGCCCAUGCCUCCCUCAGCACCUCCUAUCAUGGCACCCCGCCCACCUCCCAUGAUUGUACCAACAGCCUUUGUUCCUGCCCCACCUGUGGCUCCUGUCCCAGCUCCAGCCCCCAUGCCCCCUGUCCAUCCCCCACCUCCCAUGGAAGAUGAGCCUGCCUCCAAGAAACUGAAGACAGAGGAUAGCCUCAUGCCAGAAGAGGAGUUCCUACGCAGGAACAAGGGUCCUGUGUCCAUCAAAGUGCAAGUGCCCAACAUGCAAGAUAAGACCGAAUGGAAGCUGAAUGGGCAAGUGCUGGUCUUCACCCUCCCACUUACGGACCAGGUCUCUGUCAUCAAGGUGAAGAUUCAUGAAGCCACAGGCAUGCCUGCAGGAAAACAAAAGCUACAAUAUGAAGGCAUCUUCAUCAAGGAUUCCAACUCACUGGCUUACUACAACAUGGCCAACGGAGCCAUCAUCCAUCUGGCCCUCAAGGAGAGAGGCGGCAGGAAGAAGUAGAGCUGCUGUUGGGUCCCUUUUCUGCCUAAAUAUUUUUUCCCCUUGGGUCCUUCAUUUCUUUGGGUACUUAAUUAGGAAUGGAGCCCAAGGGUAUCCUGAGGAAGUUUCUAGUGCUCAGUGGCACUAGUGGCACUUGGCUGAAAAAAUGUGACUACUGUGGUCAUUAAUCAUUUUGUGUCUCCAUGGUUCGAAUAAACCUCUUGUACCCUUGUGAAA